AUGACAAUCUCAAACACAGGCCAUGACCUGAAUCGUGUCUGUCUCGUCCUGGACGAGAUCAUCCCCACAUGGAGGGCCCAUUCCUCCAUCCUGAUGACGCAUCCGUCUGCCAGUUUCGGGAUGUGGACGUGCGUGCAGUCUAACUUGGAAAACAUCCGAGUCACGCUGCAGCGGCUAAGGCAAGAGCUGGAACCUAUUGUCAAGAGCGGGCAGAAGAAGCGCUCGCUGUUCAAAGUCUACGCCAAGGCGUGGAAAUUGGGCUUGCAUAGUUGCGCGAUUAUUGCGUAUCGUGGACGUUUGGAACCACACCGCAAGGCUUUGAAGGUUGGAGCCACUAUGAUGAACAUGUGUGUGCGGCUGCAACAAAAUGCACCCGCCCAAGAGAAGCAAUCGUCGCUUGUUGUCUUGGACAUUGAGAUCAAGGAUCUCGAGGCGGCAGUACAGCCUAUGAAGAAGCUGUCUUUCGUGUCUAGCGCGGAGACAGCUGAAAGACAGGAUAUGAUUGUCGCCAUGGAAAGCCUAAUCAGUUCCGCAAAGUCAUUUUAUACGUUUGUGUCUAUGGCACCAUCAGCACCUGCCGUGAAUCAGGAAGAAGAUGGUCAUGACUCCGUACCCCCUCCGUCGUACGCACAGGCCAUGGCAUCUGAAGAUGGGGCUGAGUCCGAAGACGACGGCCCCUGGCCAUCCCCGUUCAAUGUGGCGGCCCGAGAGGGGGAUUUGGAAGAAAUUAAAAGGCUGGUCGCGGCUGGUGAGGACAUUCUUGCCACCGGUGAGAUUGGCCAGUCGCCUGCAUACUCGGCUGCUGUCUCAGGAAACACUGAGAUCCUAGAGUAUCUGAUCGAACACGGUGCAGACUACACCUCUGGCAACGAGGACGGCUUCACACCGCUCAACGCAGCCGCCACAUUUGGCCAUCCUGAUGCGGUGCUUGCUCUCUUGCACCACGGAGCAGAUCCGAAUGUCCCAUCUGUGGACGGACAGAGCCCAAUCUACUCCGCCGCGAAGCUCGGUCAACUAAGCUCCGUAAAGGUGCUUGUCGAACAUGGAGUGAACAUCUCAGACACAACGCAUCCAAAGCAGUGGACCCCGCUGAACGUGGCGGCUCAUAGUGGGCAUCACCAUAUUGCAAAGUACUUGCUCGACCAGGGGGCGGACUUUAACAUACCUACUACGAGUGGAUGGACACCACUGGCAUCAGCCGCCUCUGAAGGCCACGCAGAAAUUGUCGAGACUCUCAUCAAGCGCGGCGCCGAUGUCAACACUAGCAUUGGUGAAAUCGGCGCCACGGCGUUGUAUUAUGCCGCAAAGGAUGGCCACACUGAUGUGGUCCGCAUUCUUCUGGACCACGGCGCGGACACCUCCCGAGCAUCGGCGAAUAAAUGGACCCCCCUCAAUGCGGCGGCAUCGGAGGGCCAUCUAGCGGUUGUCGAGCUGCUCCUUGCAAAAGGCGCAGAUGUCACAAUCCCCGAUUCAACGGGCUGGGCGCCGUUGAACAGCGCUGCGGGCGAAGGGCACUUUGAGAUUGCAGUUGCGCUGGUCAAGCACGGGGCAGAUCACGCCGUCGCGGACUCUCGGGGCCACACCCCACUCUAUUCAGCGGCACUGCACGGCCAUCAUGCCGUUGUUGACCUCCUCCUCGAAGCCGGCGCAGGUAUUAACGUGAUGAACAAGGAUAAAUGGACGCCCUUGCAUGCUGCGUCCGCGAGGGGACAUCUUCAAGUAGUUCAAUCUCUUCUCGCCUGUGGGGCUAAUUCCGCAACCCGGAACACGGGUGGUUGGAGUCCUCUCAAUUCAGCGGCCUGUAAUGGCCAUCUGGAGGUAGUUAGAUUGCUGCUAAGACACGGCGCGGCUGUCGAUAGCCGCAAUGAUGAUGGCUGGAGUCCGCUAACCGCCGCUGCUGGAAAUGGGCACACGGCCGUGGUCGAGGCCCUGCUGGAUAGAAAGACGGAUAUCGAGACACGCAAUGAUGGCGGAUGGACUUCCCUUGGAAUUGCAGCGCGAGAGGGCUAUCCGGAGACGCUAAAGGCUCUUCUAGCACGCGGUGCAGACAAGAACGCCACGAACAUCAACGGCUCGACUGCUUUGCACGGCGCAGUGGAAAAAGACCAACUCGAAGUGGUUAAGCUUCUCCUUGCACAGGGUCUGGACAUCUCUGCCAAGUCGAAAACUGGAUGGACACCGCUGAAUAUCGCUGCGAGCAAUGGCCGGGCGACGAUCGCCCAGUUCCUGCUUGCCUCCGGGGCUGAUCCAAACACACCGCAGGAUGACGGAUGGACUCCGCUGCAUGUUGCCACGAAUGAGAACCAUAUUGAAGUUGUGCGAGACUUGCUGAGGGCAGGAGCAGAUCAUCGAGUGAAGAACCAGAAUGGCAGAACCGCUCUUGAUCUUGCACGUUCGAAGGGGUAUAGGGAUAUAGAAGAACUCCUGUUGGGUGCUGGAGUCAAACGUCUUGGCUUCUGA
Molecule: messenger RNA, 2460 nt
Organism: Aspergillus fischeri NRRL 181
Lineage: Eukaryota; Fungi; Ascomycota; Eurotiomycetes; Eurotiales; Aspergillaceae
Product: ankyrin repeat domain-containing protein
Exons: 2
Coding region: 1-2460 (819 amino acids)
Cellular component (GO): cytoplasm
Molecular function (GO): protein binding
Source: RefSeq, a predicted model, not a curated record